AUGAGAGGAAAGCAGAACUACUCUCAUCGUCAGAGCAGUCACAAGAUCAAGCACACUAUCCUACGUCUACUUAUUCUCUCAAAAAUGAUGCAAGAAGAAAAUGCGAAGGAGGCUGUGACUCGGGACCAGUUGCUCUCUCUUACUAGCCCACAAACAAGAUUCUUUACCGGGGUCAUUGGAGAGCAUUCCAAUAAUGCCGGCAAGUUCACAGCACCCCUCGCAAAAGAUAUGCAGGCCACCACUACUAUAUAUAAAUCUCUAUGA
This is a messenger RNA of Penicillium taxi, 264 nucleotides long. RefSeq lists its product as uncharacterized. Lineage: Eukaryota; Fungi; Ascomycota; Eurotiomycetes; Eurotiales; Aspergillaceae. The coding region runs from base 1 to 264 and encodes 87 amino acids. The transcript has 2 exons. The record is from RefSeq and is a predicted model, not a curated record.